UCUUAAUACUAUUGGCAAGAGCGUGUGACAGUAACAGAGUAACUGUAAGAUAAAUUAACUUUCAAUUGUGGUUUUAACUUUUGUUUACGUUAAUUAUUAAUUUUCACCAUUAAGAAAUCGUAAAAUUGUGCCUUAAACAUGCCUCGAUAUCAUACAGUUGAGAUAAAUAAAACAGAAUGGAUUGUACCCGAAAGAUAUCAAAUGCUUACACCUGUAGGUUCUGGCGCUUACGGCCAAGUUUGCUCAGCCAUAGACACUGUACAUAACAUGAAAGUCGCUAUAAAGAAAUUAGCAAGACCAUUUCAGUCUGCUGUACAUGCUAAGAGAACUUACAGAGAACUGAGAAUGUUAAAACACAUGAACCAUGAAAAUGUUAUCGGCCUUCUAGAUGUGUUCACUCCAGAAAAGAAUCUGGAGGAUUUUCAGCAAGUGUACUUAGUUACUCACUUGAUGGGAGCGGACUUGAAUAAUAUCGUCCGCACUCAGAAGUUAUCCGAUGAUCACGUACAAUUCCUCAUCUAUCAGAUACUAAGAGGCCUAAAGUAUAUACACUCCGCCGGUAUUAUUCAUAGGGACUUGAAACCUUCCAAUAUUGCUGUGAAUGAAGACUGCGAAUUGAAAAUAUUAGAUUUUGGCCUUGCACGGCCUACUGAGACUGAAAUGACAGGCUAUGUCGCCACAAGGUGGUAUAGGGCACCAGAGAUCAUGUUAAACUGGAUGCACUACAAUCAGACUGUAGAUAUUUGGUCGGUUGGAUGCAUUAUGGCUGAACUUCUUACUGGCAGGACAUUAUUUCCUGGUACAGAUCAUAUUGACCAUCUCACAAGAAUAUUGUUUUUGUGCGGGAAACCAGAACAGGAUACCAUAGACAAAAUUAUAAGUGAAGAGGCUCGUAACUACAUCCAGUCUUUACCGACGUUGAAGAGGCGUGAUUUCCGCGAGGUGUUCCGCGGUGCCAACCCGUUGGCCGUCAACCUUCUCGAACUUAUGCUGGAGCUGGACGCUGACAAGCGUGUGACAGCUGAGCAGGCGUUGGCCCACGAAUAUCUAUCGCAGUACGCUGACCCCACAGAUGAGCCGGUCUCGGCGCCUUACGACCAGAGCUUCGAGGACAUGGACCUGCCGGUCGACAAGUGGAAAGAAUUAGUAUGGAAGGAGGUCGUGGAGUUCAAACCGCAUCCUCAGCACAUGAACACGGUCAUCGAAGUCAACCCGUCGUAAUCGUGAACAUAACAACGCAAGCUAUAUAUUUUUAAAAAGUCAAUUAUCUUUCUACGUAUCAUUUAUACGUGAAAUAAAUUAUUACAAACGGAUGUCAUAUGAUGACAUUCUUUACAUCGCAAAUUAAAUAAACGUAUUUUAUAACGUAAUCGUGUAAUGCGUCGCUCAGACAGCUGCGGCUGUUGUGUAUGUUAUAUACCUAUGUAAUAUUUUUUAAUCGCGCUAUUUACAACUGAAACAAUGUAUUUAUAUGCCCUUACCACGGAUUUUCAUUGUAAACUAAACGGAUUAUUUUAAUUUUUUCAUUCAUAUAUCUACGUAGAUGUUAUAAAGUGUGGAGUAUGAAAUUAAAAACUGAGAAUUUCCCGUAUUUAGUGUGACAAUGAGAACGUAUGGUAAACGUAAAACGCUUGUAAUUUAUUAGUCAUUAUAAUCAACAUUCAUGAUGACAAUCAGAGAGUGUUAUAUUGAAUUUUAUUGCUUCGCCUUGGAAAUGUAUUUUUAUAUCGCAAAAGUUUAAUUCAAGGACGUGUUGCGCCACAGAUCGUUUGUUGCCAUAAGAGUAACAAAAAUAAAUAAAAAUGUAUGUAUUGUGCGUGGAGUCCCUCCGCGCGGAAGAAGUGAAACUUUGUUAUCUCGGAACUAAAACAUAAAGGGGUAGAAAUUGAUUUUAAGAUUUUUUUUUUGUGUUUCUUAAUGAAAAAAUUCAUUAACUUUACUUACAAGUCGCAAUUAAUAGCCCGCAUGGGUUCGAGCGCCUCGCAUUCCCUCUCGCUCUGUCUUUUUAUUCCCCCCCCCUCCCCACCAGAGCGUUAAACGUUUAACGCAACCUCGUUGGAAGUCGCAGAGAAGUUUCACUUCAAAAAUAUACGAUUCUAAUGCGCACGUCUUUUUAGUAAUAAAAUACAAUAUUUUAUAGCAAUACGCAUUAGUGGCAUUAUCGCCGAUGUAUCUUCCCUCUUCUGAGCGUGUUUCCGCUUCAUCUUGCUGUAUAGUGCUAGGUAGAGUAGAUGUAGUUUAUAGUGUUUUAUAAAACUAGCAACAUAAUAAACCGUCCAUGAGAAUGUGACAUCCCAAUUUGCUCAUAGUUUGUUGCUUCUGUUAAAAUUAUUAUGCUUAACCAAUUUUAUAAUAAUUCGUUUACUAUUAUUUUUUUUGUUUUAUAAGCCUUUUAAAAUAUGUACAUUAAAUAUAGGAAUACCUUCCAAUUAUUCACGAUUUUUUUUCGCGUCCAAUUAUAUAUCUGUUAAUGUGAAAAUUAUUUUUAAUGUUGAAACGUAAUUGCCAUAACCAACAAUGUUACCUUCGCACAUAUGAAUAUAAAUUAGCAAGCCUCGCCUUGCUAUAUUGUAUUGUUGACUUGAAUUUAGAAUUUGAGUAUAAUAUAAUAUUACCUCAGGAUUUUUUUUUUA
Danaus plexippus (monarch butterfly) is the source of this 2633-nucleotide messenger RNA. It is a transcript of the gene P38mapk, whose product is annotated as mitogen-activated protein kinase p38b-like. Gene Ontology annotation, molecular function: ATP binding; MAP kinase activity. The coding region runs from base 139 to 1221 and encodes 360 amino acids. Gene Ontology annotation, cellular component: nucleus; cytoplasm. Gene Ontology annotation, biological process: intracellular signal transduction; protein phosphorylation. The record is from RefSeq and is a predicted model, not a curated record. Lineage: Eukaryota; Metazoa; Arthropoda; Insecta; Lepidoptera; Nymphalidae. The transcript has 9 exons.